Strigops habroptila (Kakapo) is the source of this 7371-nucleotide messenger RNA. RefSeq names its product carbohydrate sulfotransferase 7 (gene CHST7). Gene Ontology annotation, cellular component: Golgi membrane. Gene Ontology annotation, biological process: carbohydrate metabolic process; N-acetylglucosamine metabolic process. The coding region runs from base 629 to 2008 and encodes 459 amino acids. The record is from RefSeq and is a predicted model, not a curated record. The transcript has a single exon. NCBI's taxonomy places the organism in Eukaryota, Metazoa, Chordata, Aves, Psittaciformes, Psittacidae. Gene Ontology annotation, molecular function: chondroitin 6-sulfotransferase activity; N-acetylglucosamine 6-O-sulfotransferase activity.
AACUGCAGCAUCUCUGAAACCCGCUGCAGAUUUUAAUAGCUGUCAUCCGUCCUAAAAAUACAUUCGCACCUCGUUACUGUAGCGUGCUUUUUCUCGGGAGACCGGGUGGAUAACAGGUCCUGUUAUCCAUCCUCAGGACACCCUCAGCUGCCCGGUACCUGUCCUGGCUAACCUCCCUCCUUAGCGGUGCGCCUGUUGCCGGGCGGAGGUGACUCCCGAGGUGCCGAGCCCGCCCCUCCGGCCGUGCCCGGGGGGAGGAGGCAGAGAGGAAGGGAGGGAGGGAGAGAGGCUGGGCGAGGGCCGCCGCGGCGCCCCGCUCAGCGCAGCAGCCCGCGCCCCGCCGCCAGCGGCGGCUCCUCAGGCGGCGGCGGGGGCAGGUGCGGGCGCUUCCGCGUCGCGCUGCGAAGAGGAGCAGGAGGAGGAGAAGGCGAAGGAGGAGGCGGUGGCGGCGAGGGCGGGCGGGCGAGCGGCAGGGCCGGCAGCCCCGAGCUUGUCCGGCGUGCCCGUGGGCGUGCUCCCCGGCGGGGCGGGCCGGGCCGCCGCCGCUAACUUUGCCUCUUCGCGAAGAGCCUUCCUCCGGCAGCCAGAGGGUCGUCGGAGCUCCGGCGGUCCGGAGCCGACCCCCGCGAUGAAGGGCCGCCGGCGGUGGCGGGGCGAGCACCGCCGUUUCGCCGCCGUGUUGGUCCUGUACACGCUGGUGCUGCUCCUGUUGGUACCCUACGCUCUGGACUACGGGGCCCGGCGCGGGCGGGCGGACGAGGAGCCGCUGCUGCGGCGCUGCCCCAGCCUGGAAGAGGCGCUGAGCGAGUGGGGCUGGGAGCAGCAGCAGCCGCCGCUGGACGAGGAAGAGGAGGACGAGGACGGGGACGAGGCGGCGGGUAACGGCAGCGCGGCGGGGAAGCGGCACAUCUACCUGCACGCCACUUGGCGCACGGGAUCCUCCUUCCUCGGGGAGCUCUUCAACCAGCACCCCGACGUCUUCUACCUCUACGAGCCCAUGUGGCACCUGUGGCAGGCCCUGUACCCGGGGGACGCGCUGAGCCUGCAGGGCGCCCUCCGCGACAUGCUGCGCGCCCUCUUCCGAUGCGACUUCUCCGUCCUGCACCUCUACGCCGCGCCGCCCGGCCCCCGCGACCCGCUGGCCCCCGCCCCGCCCGCCGCCGACAACCUCACCACGGCCGGCAUCUUCGGCUGGAGGACCAACAAGGUGAUCUGCUCGCCGCCGCUCUGCCCCGGUGCUCCGCGGGCCCGCGGCGAAAUCGGCCUCGUCGACGGCGCCGCCUGCGAGGAGACGUGCCCGCCGCGGGCGCUGCGGGAGCUGGAGGCCGAGUGCCGCAAAUACCCAGUGGUGGUCAUCAAGGACGUGCGGCUGCUGCAGCUGGGCGCGCUGCUGCCGCUGCUGCGGGAGCCCGGCCUCAACCUCCGCGUGGUGCAGCUCUUCCGCGACCCCCGCGCCGUCCACAACUCCCGCCUCAAGGCCCGGCAGGCGCUGCUGCGGGAGAGCAUCCAGGUGCUGCGCAGCCGGCACCGCGCCGAGCCGCGGGGGACGCUCCGCCACCCGCACCAGCAGCUGCCCGGCGUGCUGGGCGGCGGGCGGGCGCCGCAGCACCGCGCCGAGUUUUUCCUCGGCGGCGCCCUGGAGGUGAUCUGCCAGGCCUGGCUGCGCGACCUCCUCCUGGCCCGCCGCGCCCCGGCCUGGGUCCGCCGCCGCUACACGCAGCUGCGCUACGAGGACCUGGUGCGGGAGCCCCGCGCCCAGCUGCGCCGCCUGCUCCGCUUCGCCGGGCUGCCCGUGCCGCCCGCGCUGGAGGACUUCGUGCUCAACAUGACCCGCGGCGCCGCCUACUCCUCCGACCGGCCCUUCCUCAUCUCCGCCCGCGACGCGCGGGAGGCCAUCCAUGCCUGGCGGGAGCGCCUCAGCCGGCAGCAGGUGCGGCAGGUGGAGGCCGCCUGCGGCGAGGCCAUGAGUCUCCUCGCCUACCCGCUCAGCGCCGGCGACGCCCGGUAGCGCCCGCGCCCGACGCCGGGUGAGGGCCGGGCUGGGGGCCGCGGCUGCGGCGGGCGGUCCCGAGGGCGGACGGGCGCUGUGGGGCCGAGCUGGGCGCGGGGUGCCGUUCGCCUCACGGGCCGGGCGCUCCCGGCCCGCUGGCGCAGACCAGCCUCGCCUCAGGAGCAGGCGGUGCUGCAGGGCUCAGGGCCCUGCUUCCCGCUGCUGGCUUUGGUGGGGCUGCGCUUCCUCGUGGGACCGUGGCCACCGCUGAGAGGGCAUGGAGAAUGCUUUGUUUAAGAGAAGGGUUUGGUAAGAGGUGUCCUCUGGGCACAGCACCUCACGUGGAAUGGUGACCGCACACAAAGCACAGGUGUUCUUCAAGAAAACUGCAUUGAAACUUAAAAAUCUCCCAGAUGAAGACUCUCAGCAAGGAACUAGAGGGCUUCAAAGGUGAUGCUGCAGGAGCAUCACCAUUCCCGAGCACUGAAGCAUGCUGGGCUCUCAUAUUGCUACUGAAACAUGUACUGUGAAGUGUGAAACACUUGAGUGAAGUUGGCUGCAGACUCCACUGGAAGCCCAGGCAGGCAGGAGUGUGCCGGCCGCUGGGGAGGGCUUGGCUCUCCUGCUCCCGACCGACUGGGUGGCUCCACAGGGAUGGUUGCUGCCAGGACGGGUUGCUGAUGCUCGGGGUGGGGGGGCACAGGCUGAGGGGCGGGGGCCGUGUCAAACCCCAUCCAUCAUUCAGAGCAGUGGGGUAAGCAUUAACCUGCUUAUGUGUUUUGAAGAUGUUUGUGGCAGAAAUCUUUGCAUUUCUAAAGAAAUCUGUAAUUCCUUUUAAAGUAGGGAUUCUUUUUUAAUAUAUUGAUAUAUUUUGGUGGUGAUACUCAUGUGAGAUACCCGUGACUAACAUGUUACUUGGGGACACACUUGGGGGUGACUGUAACUGGAAGGCGAACGCUCAAUGUUUCCAUUUGGUUUUCUUAGCCAGAUGAGAGAACCACUUUUCUUCCCUUGCUUCCGGGCUGACACAUUGUGCCGUGCACAGGGUCCUCCUGGUCACAUCCCUUCCGAACAAUAACAUCCUCUCAGCUGGCAAGUCCUGGACAAAAGCAAAUGUUUCCUAAGAGGCCAAGACAAAAUUAAUCGCGAAGUUCCCAAAUAAAAAAUUGUAUUAAAAAAGAAAGAAAAAAACCCCAAACUUAAGUUUCAUUUGGGUUUUUAAAAAUAUUUUUUCCUGUAAAUAUCCUGCAACUUGUAUGAGAAGGGUGUGCAUGCGUGUGUGUGUAUAUAUCUGUGAGUACCUCUUUAUUUCUUAAUCUGGAGAUAGAAGGUUCAGUUGUAACUUAGGGAUGCAGGAUUGUGACUUCUUGGCAUCUGCUUUUGGGUCCAUUACAGUCUGGUAGCGUUUAAAUGGCCCCACAAGAGUACACAGGGUUAUAGGGAUAUUUACAUGCAGUCCUCAAAACAAACUGAGAACAUGAACUUCAAACAGAAUAAUGUGGGAUCAGGAAGAAAGAAAUAUUUAUAUAAAGUGUUGGAAAACAGCGUUUCAAAUACAUUAUGUUAUCAUGGAGGAAACAUUUGGAUUGCAUUGUAGGUGUUCGUGCUCUGAAUAUUGUGCUGUAAAACCCAUCAGUGUGUUAGGAUGAACCUUCUGUUACUUCAGCUCUUUUUCUUCCUUGCCCCUCCCACCUGCAAGUACGCUGGCACAAGAAGCCGGUUUCUUUCAUUGUCUGACAGGGAAAUGUAGCCAUAAAAAUGCGUUUGAGUAAAUCUACCCAUUUCACAGUAGCCUGCUUCAUACAAUUCUGCAUCCUUUGGUUUCUGCUUGAAGCAGAAAUUUCAGGGGCUCAUUUUAUGCUGGAACAACCCUUGGUAUGCUCUAAGGGAUGUUUUUGUACUCUCAGGCACUGUGAGAGCAAAAUUUGUCUCUGGAUGUUCUGCUGGUAUGUAUAGCAAUGGUAUUUGUAUGGAUGGACAAUACCUAUAUUAACGCCUUGAUAACCUAUGUUGGGUAACCUAUUUUGGAAGGCUUCUCUGGGAGUAUACCCAGCUUGGCUUGUACUGACAGGCUUGGGAAGAAAUUAAGAUUUUCUUGCAAGCCAAAAGACGAUACAGUACUUAUUUUCUUACAUCAUUUGGGAGAUUAAAAUCCGGUAUAUCUUGUUGAUUUGUUUUUAGCAAGUGGCAAUCACAGAUUUGUACAGUGCUACUGUUACACAUGCACUUCACCUCGACAGGGAAUCUCAUCUCACCUCACUGUUUCAGGUGGUAAAUGUCUUUCAUAAGAAGCUUCUGGAAAUCCGCACUUAGUUUCACUUACACUGGUUCAUUGUGAUGAAGAAAGAAGUGUUGCCAUGUAGCUUCACUUGAUGCUGAUAGCUGGGAAGAAGACACUAACUGCAGAUUACUUGGUCUUUUCUGAAGCAGUUUCCCUGUUUGAAAUAGAUGCGUUUUCUGUAUUGAGAAUGAUUUCUCUCAACAGAAGUUGUUCACUAACACAAUUGCUCUUCAUUAGUGAUUCAUUCCAUUUUUUUCUGAUCCCAGGCUGUUCUUUUAGGGUUCUUUUGUAUGCUGUGAAAAGAGUUCUGCUGGGCAAAAUGUAUGAAAUACAGCAAGUGCAAUUUGCAGUUUGCAUUCAGGGUGCGGAGUUCAUUAGAAGACUUCAAAACAAUCCACGGGGAAUAUCCAAAGCUGAAAAAGGAGUGAGAAGCCCAGAGCGGGACCUUGGAGCAGGAUGUGCAAGAGCAUCUAGGACUGGAUGAUGGUUGCUUAAUGACUGAUUUUGCAAUGAGUGUGCGUCAGUCACUAGAAGGCUUUCUAAAAUUCCGCUGCCUAAGGAGGACAACUAGGGCUCUCCAACAAAUGCAUUCCAUUUUUCUCCUCAAAGUGUUUUGAUGGUGUUGGAAAGCAUUGUUCAGGAUGCUUACAGCAUGCACUUACCGGCCUUGAAACUCAUUCCUUGAAGGAAAAAAAUAAUGUAGUGUCGAAUGUCAGUGUUGGUACUUAGCAGAAAAGACCGAAACAGGUCUGACUGGGACGACCAGCAUGCAGUUUCAUGGGCAGAGGUCUUUGGAAGUAAGCAGAGCUUGCUGAAAGCAGGACACCUGUGGUUAAACUGCAUUUUGAGAGCAGCUGGACGUUCAUGGCUCCAUCACCAGCUUUUUUACUGUUACUGGGCUCAACUGAGAUUUUGAAGUAAAGUCCCAGUUCUACUAAAUGAUGUAGAAAACGAAACCAUAACUGCAUCUAUUAGAGCAGAGGAUGGCAUGUUAAGCAAGGGAAUAAUAAACGCAUUUUAUAGCCAAGCCGAACUUGGCAAGCUUAGAAUCAAAAGGUCUGAGCCACGAGCUUUUAGUCGUUCAUACUGAGAUUUGGGAAAAACACCUACUUGUGCUACAUUAAAUGUAAUGAAUUAACAGCUAGUGGGGAACAAAACUGACAAAUGCUCACAAGACUUAUUUCUCUUGUCUGUUUUUACUUUACUUCUGGUCAUCAUGUGUCUGCCUUACAGGAGGUAGAAACUUGAGUACUGUAAUUGUUCAUAAAAGGCUGUGAUAUUUCCACACCAGAACUGUUAAUGUCUCUCUUACAACAUUAUAUCCGUAUUUAAACAGCUGCUUUUGGGGAGACAACUGUAGUGACAUACUUGUGAGAAAUGCUGAAAGUCCAGGGUCAAGAUAUACUUGGCCCCUGCCGUUUUCUCCCUAGAGCAUUACUGACAGAGUCCUUGUAGUUAUCUGUGGCAUGUACUUGCGUACUUCAGAUACAAUAGAAAUAGUUGCAGUAUCUAGUGCUAGAGUGUUAGAACAGUCAUGGAGUUAGGUAUUUCAUAGAAUCAUAGAAUGGAUUGGAAGGGACCUUAAAGAUCAUCCAGUUCCAACCCCCUGCCAUGGGCAGGGACACCUUCCACUAGACCAGGUUGCUCCAAGCCCCGUCCAACCUGGCCUUGAACACUGCCAGGGAUGGGGCAGCCACAACUUCUCUGGGCACCCUGUGCCAGCGCCUCAGCACCCUCAUAGUGGAGAACUUCUUUGUUGUAUCUGAUCUAAAUCUUCCCUCUGUCAGUUUAAAGCUAUUCCGCCUUGUCUUGUCACUACAGGCGCUUGUGAAAAGUCCCUCUCCAGGUUUCUUAUUGCAUGGGUCAUUUUAGCACCCCCAUCAGUCUGUGCAUCAAGAAAAGUUGCAAGCUACUACAUUAAGUUCUAAGUAUCACCACUUUUAGUAAGCUUGAUGUUAAAAAAAGCAGCACAGAAUUUCAGGGUGUAUUACAAUAAUUCACUUAAACAGCAUUUCCGUGAAGAACUGAGCUCCUGAAACACUAAGAUCCAAAAAGGCUGAUGGCAUGUUCUGUUCCUUUCUGGAACACAAAGAGUUGCUGCUGUGACUCUGAUGUGUCUGGAGCAUGGGGACAGUAAGAAGGUGCAUGUCAUCACUCAGGAUCACCCUGCGACCCGUGCAGCACUGGGACUACCUUACAUGUUAUUUUGCCAUUCCUAUUUAAUGUGACACCUACUGCCAUGGAGAAGGAUAUGGGAAAAAUACAUCUGUCAAAGCAAAUCUUGCACUCAUGGAAGUUUUCAGCACCUCACUGGCUACCUGUGUGUUUGUGUGUGUGAGUGAGGGGCUGGGGCCCAGGUUGUCCUUUUGUCUGUGGUUUAAGGGGAUGAAUGUUAAAUCCAAACUCUUUGAGGUGGUGGGUUUCAGUGACUUGAGGCCUGUUGCUCUCUCUUGGGGUGUACCUCUGGCAGUCUUGGCUCUGGACAGUGGGCUGGAAGCCUCUUAAUGCUUUAGUCCUUAGAGUUUGUCAGGGUAUUGAGUGCCGGGAAAUUCUUCCUUCCUUCCUUCCUUUCAGCACUGAGGCAUUAAGCUCUGCUGUUGACCUAUGGUACCUGCAGCAUCGUUUCUUGGUGUUGGUAAAUGGGAAUUGUGUCUUUUCCUGGUGCUUUCAAAUUUGUUUCUCUGUUUCUGAUUGUCCAACUUUGCCAAACUUCAAUUGUACAUAGGCUGAAACUUUUCAUCUUGGGCUUAAGGUUUAAGUCUCUGUGGGGAACUUCAGUCCUAACAGUGCACGUUCUUUUGAACCCAGGGUUAGAAUGUUGUGGCCUUUUGCCUAUGUUCAGAUUCUCAAAGCUGUUUCUUUGUAAUCAUUGGUCACUUCAGUGCUUUGGGACAGGAACUCUAAUUUGGGUAGAGGAAAUGACCUCUGUGUAGAGGAUGCCCCUUGUGUUUUGUUUUUACCUCUGCCUUCUAUUCUGAUUUGGCCAAAUACGUUAAUGUUUGUAAAAAAUGGAUAGCAUGUGCUCAGUAAAAGUGGUUUUGGUAUGUGUGUGUGUAUCUUUGUUUUAUACCAAAUAAAAUCUGCAUUGGUUUUAUCUUCA